Molecule: messenger RNA, 1950 nt
Organism: Sparassis crispa
Lineage: Eukaryota; Fungi; Basidiomycota; Agaricomycetes; Polyporales; Sparassidaceae
Product: L-serine ammonia-lyase
Exons: 25
Coding region: 1-1950 (649 amino acids)
Biological process (GO): gluconeogenesis
Molecular function (GO): L-serine ammonia-lyase activity; 4 iron, 4 sulfur cluster binding
Source: RefSeq, a predicted model, not a curated record
AUGCUUGUCGCAGCCCGGCUGGGUCGCGCACAGACCCGUCUAUGUCUUGCCCUUGCACCAAAGUCGCCCCUCGUUCUCAGGACAGCGCGCGGACACCCGCCAAACAUCCGUGCGCUAUCAUCCACGGUACCCCGCGCCCACCCUAUCAACAAGCUCGCGCUCAAGACGCAGGAAGAGGAGGAGGAGAACAGCUCCGAUCCCGACGCGAUACCCGCGCACGAACUGAGCGCGGUGAGCGCGCACGAGGCGCGCAGCGAGCAUGCGGUCAUCUCCGCGUUUGACCUGUUCAGCAUCGGAGUGGGUCCGAGUUCGUCGCAUACGGUGGGGCCCAUGCGCGCCGGGAAGAUUUUUAUCACGGAUUUGGCAGAGCUCAAUUUGUUGGAGAAGGUGAAAACUGUCAAGAUCACGCUCUAUGGGUCGCUUGCAGCAACAGGGAAAGGCCAUCACACCCCGCAAGCCAUCCUGCUCGGUCUUGAAGGCUCCGACCCCGAGACAAUCGACACUGGCACGAUACCCUCGCGCUAUGCAGCCAUUCUGGACAACAAAUACCUCAUGCUCGGCGGGUGGCACCGCAUCUCAUACGACAUGGACAGGGACAUGCUCUGGCGCUGGGACCAGGUGUUGAAGACGCACCCCAACGGGAUGCGCUUCUCUGCGUUCGGCGAGGACGGGGACCUCCUUGCGACAAAUGAGUAUUUCAGCGUUGGGGGAGGAUUCGUGGUCAACGAGAAGACGAAAGUCGAUGAGAACUUGUUUUAUAAGGGCGUGGAUAAGAGCGUCGUGCAUGGUGCGCGGUUGCACCAGACUCAUAGCUCCGAUGUUGCUCCAGGGGAGCCGCCUGCGGAACCAGAACCUGGUCAACCGCCAUAUCCGUUUGUCUCCGGAGACAGCUUGUUAGCACUCACACAAAAGCACAAUAUGACUAUCGCACAGGUUGUCUACGAUAACGAGCUGUCAUUCGGAUACACACACGAGGAAAUCCACCAGAAGCUGAUGCGGAUCUGGAGCGUCAUGGACGACUGCAUCCGCAUAGGUGUGUCCUCCGCGGAGGAGAAGCUUCCAGGGAGAUUAGGUCUCAGACGCCGCGCGCCCAUGCUCUAUCGGCGGCUCAUGCGGGGUUUCUAUCCGGGCCUCACCGCGCCAAUCCUGCCUGCCAUCGGGGCCGGAUCCAUGCCCUCCGGGAGCAUCAGCCCCCCCGAAGGCGAGGAGUACACACAGCCGGACAAGGCGUUCUUCCCCGACAGCGCGGAGGGGCGCAAUAUCUCCGUGGCGCGCGCUGCUCGGGUAGUCGGCUCGUUUAUGCACCCCGUGCUGCCUAUGCCCCCCCGCAAGACGAUGAUCCCUGCGAUGGACUUCUUGUCGUGCUAUGCGAUAGCAGUGAACGAGGUGAACGCGAGCGGGGGACGCAUCGUCACCUCACCCACAAAUGGUGCCGCUGGUGUCAUCCCGGCUGUGCUGAAGUAUAUCGUGGAGUUUGUUAGCGACGAUCCGGAGAAGUCUGUCGUGACAUUUUUGCUCACGGCCGCUGCAAUCGGCAUGCUCUUCAAGCGUGGUAGCACAAUCUCUGCUGCGGAAGGAGGCUGCCAAGCUGAAGUGGGCGUUGCGUGUUCCAUGGCUAGCGCUGGUUUCGCUGCAUGUAUGGGCGCUACGCCGGAGACUGUUCUACAGGCUGCUGAGAUCGGUAUUGAGCAUAACCUUGGACUGACGUGCGACCCCAUUGACGGUCUAGUCCAAGUACCAUGCAUCGAGCGAAACAGCUUGGGAGCUGUGAAAGCUGUCACGGCAGCGCAGCUCUCACUAGCAAGCUCAAAUGUAUACAGUGUCACGCUGGAUGAGGCGAUCGAGGCUAUGCGCUUGACCGCGGUUGAUAUGAGCGUAAAGUACAAGGAGACCAGCUUAUCGGGCCUUGCGAGGACGGUUAAGAUCCCUCUCACUGUACCGGCUUGUUGA